AGACAAGGCAUUGUUCAGAUAGACUGACAAGUGCAUUGGAGGAAUGUCCACCAAAUAGCAAGUGUUUAGACAGAAAAGGAUGUUAUUGUGAUGAUGGGUAUGAGUUUGUUGGCACAGAUUGUCAAAAAGUAUUGUACCAGAAAGUCAUGGAGCCCUGCCAUAUACAGAAUGGUUCAAUAUAUGUAUGUGACCAUAAGCAACAUAGCUUCUGUGGAGAAAAGAAAUGUGUGUGCUUUGAUACUUUUCUUCCAAAUAUAACCAGUGGGCGGUGUGAACCUGAAGCUGAUUUCCUGCGUGCCAGUAACCUUACAAAGUACAUUGUCCUACAUGGUGAAUACUGCAAGUCGAAAUCUCAUUGUAUUGAAGGCUUGGAGUGUUAUAAAUAUGCAUGUUCCUGUCCCCGCCCCUGUAUAUACAAGAAGGAAAUGCAGGUAUGUGACUGUGGUGCAUCGUCAUCAACAGGACCUUUAAUUGUUGGCAUCCUGGGUGGUUUGUCAAUCAUUGCAUUUUGGAGCUGGGCAAUAAAGAUUACUUGGAGAUACACAAAAAAGCAGGCGUACCAGGAUGAUGCAUCAGCACCUCCAUCUUUCCAACGAAGUACAGCUUCAUAUCCUCUUGCUCCGAUUACCUCCUCUGUACCAGCUGCCCCACUUUUGUCAGAGGAAGAACUGGGCACUAGGAUUACUGCAGAUGAAAUAGACAAUGGGGAAAUACCAGCAAGAACAGCAGAAUCUCAUCCACUGGCACCACCCGCACAACUUUUAGGAUUUCAGAGUCCUGCAAACUCUCAAUACUCAUCACAGAGUUUUCCUUCUAAUGCAUAUAAUGAUGCCUACUUAGCUAAUGUUUCUGGAGAUCCUUCAGCCCCACCUCCACCAUAUUCAGCCAUUACACAUUAUCCACCAUAUGCACCUUCAUCCUCACCUCCAUAUCCUGCUGACACACCUUCACAUCCUCCCCCGUCCAUGCCUUCCUCAUACCCUUCAUCAUCUUCAGCCCCAUAUCCUCUUAAUCCAUAAAUGACACCACAACUUGUAUUUCAGUUCUUUAAGUGCAGUGAAAAUUAAUUUUUAAGCACAGUGGUAACAAGACACUGGAUCACAUAGCCCUUUAUAUCGGAAGAACCAUUUACAAGAACUAGGAAAAACAGAGUUGGGUUUUCUCUUUUCAUUCUGUUGUCUUUCACGUUUUGGGGACUAUUUUUUUUACUUGCUGCUAAACCACGCAUUUCCUAAUAAACUGCUUGAAGUGAUAGCUUGAAAAUUAAGUUUUCCCGUGAAUUAUAUGAAUACAGAACAGAAUAUAGAAUAUAGGGAUUUUAAGAAUUUGGAUAUAAUGAGUUACAUGCCAGAGGAAUUACUAUACAAGCCAAACAGAAAUAGUAGCAAGUUCUUUGUGAAGAUAAUUUCCAAAUGUAUGAAUUUCCAUGAUAGUGACACAUGAGUUGUUUUCUCUUUUUCAGAGUUCUUGAUUAAAGCUAUUUUGAUAUUUUGAUUUUUAUAUCAGAAUUGGAAACAAAAACUGCAUCUUUGUCAUUUCAACCCUUGAGUCUGACUUGAGGGUUUUGUUUUUGUUGUGUUAGAUCUUGUGCUUGAGCUGCAUGACACAACAAGCAUACUUGGCUGUAGUCAAGGCAGCUCUGGCCCUGUCUUGAGAUAUAUUCAGUCUGAAUUAUGGUAUCAUAUAAUGAAUAAAGAUAAUGUCUGCCUCAUUAUAUCGCUGUCCUUUGGACUUAAAUAUAAAAGGGCAAAAAUAAGUGAAAAGUCAAUAGAACUGAUACUUGAUAUUCGUGAUAACUCCAUUUCGGACUAGAAAUGUGAAAUUCCAGCAGUACAUAAUCAGCAGGUGAACAGUGUGUUGGGUUUAGAAGAGAAGUGGAAUGACUAGGCUAAUAUAAAUUCAUCAUGGUUAUCAGACACUAUUAUAUAUGUGAUAUAAACAUAUGCAAGACCAGUCAGUCUUGAGGUUAAUUGCCUUAAGUGUGGCUUGAUUAAAUAAUACCAAAGUUCAUAUAAUCUUAGGAAAGAAAAAGUGGCAAUACCCUGCAUUCUGGAGUACUCCAGUGUGCCAAGUCUGUUCUUUAUUGUAAUCAUCUCACACUUAAUACUUAGUUUGCAUGUUUAGUAGUUUUUAAACAUAUGAUAUGAUUUAUAUAUUUAUAUUUUAUUUUUUCUGUCUUUAGAAAUUUAUCUUGUCACACACAUGCCCAGUCUACUGUGGUUUUAUUUUCUGAAUUCUCUUCACUCAGAGAUAGCAACAGAAUUGCUUAUUCAACAAUCUCAUCUGCCAAAAAUAAUAUUAGAAAGGAAAUACAAUCAAUUCAAGGAAUUAUCAGGUGAGUCCAUGUACCAGACAUUAAUGAGUUAAUAUACAAAAAUUGGUUUUGAGAUUAUAGGUAGAGUAUUAGUGUCCAUGCUGGAAACUGACAGUGAAGUAGAAAUUCUGUGUAAUAAUCAUUAUUCUUUGUAUGUUUUAUAUAAUAUAUUAGUAUUAUUGAAACUAAAGCUUUGUAAAAGGCUUUUUAUUCAUUAGUUCAGUAGCUGAUGUCACAGGAAAAGUAAAUAUACAUUGAUAUAAUAAAUCAGUGUUUACAUGUUUACAUGUAUACAUUUCCUCCCCCUACAUAUAUAAAGACAGGGAUACAUACACAUACAAUCAUACUCACAAACAUUUGUAGUUAGUAACAGCAAUCAGAAAAUUAUUUCUACCAGCAUUAUACAUCAUGUUUGAGGUCUGCAUUGUCCAGCAUGCUGUGUGCUCACUUAACAAGCUCUAUCCGGCAUGCUAGUAGGGUUGUCCAGGUGGCUUAGUAAAUGGUUGUUAUGCAGUCACAAAAUACAGUAGCCAGUAUGUGGGUGGUAAGCCAAUAGUUCAUAUCACCACAAUCUGUGCUCAAUGCUCUAUACCUGUUGUCAAACCAGCUGUUAGUUUCUGUUGAUUUAUUUCAGCUAAGGGCAGAGCUAAUCUUUUGUUUUGCAUGUCAAUAUUGUCACAAAGUGGCUAAUGACAGACUUACCACUCUUGCCCAUCAAAUUACCUGACAGGGCUGAAGGAGGCAUAAUCUCUCUUUAGUAUAUACUUCUUCCAUAUACAUAACUCAUUGUGUGCUGACUACAACAUACCAGCAUUUUCUCUUUUGGAGAAAUAUAGUCCUCAGUUUUUAGAUCAAAAUCCCUUUUCGGUGACAAGUACAAUACAUUUCAUAAUGAGAACUCAUUUCUCAAAUAUGCCAAUGCCUUAGCUGGGUGUGCCUCCCAGUACUAAGUCCAGGCUAGACUAUAGUUGAUGUUUGCAAUAUAUUAAUUUAGGCAAGAGUGGCUUUGUAAAACUAAGGUCUUUCAAGGCCUUUACCACAAACAGGAAUGUGUGACUUUAAAAAUUAGAUCACUAAUGUUUUAAAUAUGUAUAUUCAUUGUUGUACAUUGGGUGUUUCUGAGCUACAGUGCUUCCAUAAGUAUUUCCUAUAGUAACUUAAGCAUAUUUUUACCUGUGAAGUUUGCAGAAAAAUAAAUGAUAUAUUUUCUACAUAUUGUUUCUGUUGUAUUUUUGUUAUUCUAAACUUAUUGUAAAUGUUUUAUUAUGAGAUUUUUAUAUGAAUACAUUUACUCUGAAU
This is a messenger RNA of Penaeus indicus, 3613 nucleotides long. RefSeq lists its product as uncharacterized. The record is from RefSeq and is a predicted model, not a curated record. The transcript is spliced from 6 exons. Lineage: Eukaryota; Metazoa; Arthropoda; Malacostraca; Decapoda; Penaeidae. The coding region runs from base 147 to 1019 and encodes 290 amino acids.